Molecule: messenger RNA, 1029 nt
Organism: Babjeviella inositovora NRRL Y-12698
Lineage: Eukaryota; Fungi; Ascomycota; Pichiomycetes; Serinales
Gene: EXM2
Product: Exm2p
Exons: 1
Coding region: 89-805 (238 amino acids)
Biological process (GO): mRNA splice site recognition
Cellular component (GO): U2-type prespliceosome; U1 snRNP
Molecular function (GO): mRNA binding
Source: RefSeq, a predicted model, not a curated record
CACACACAGACACUAGAAAAGCGGUGACAGCAACCUUUGUGAAAGACCACAACCCAUACCUGCUGAAUAUACAACAUACUCUACACACAUGGCUGAAGAACAGCGAAAGCUCUUGGAGCAGUUGAUGGGGCGCGACGCAUUGAUCAACCCGUCGCGCCAAAGACGUGACCCGUCGCUCACAGACACGCGUGUGUGUAAAUCGUUCAUCGUGGGCACGUGCCCGCACGACCUCUUUCUUGGGACAAAGCAGGACUUUGGAAAGUGUCCGAAGUUUCACUUGGAGAAGCACAAGAUGGAGUAUGAGGCGCUCCGAAAACAGGGCCAUCGGUUCCCCGAGUUCGACUACGAGUACACGCGCGACUUGGAGCAGUACAUUAACGACUGCAACCGCAAAAUCGAGGUGGCUCUACAGCGCUUGGAGCACACGCCGGAGGAGAAAGUGAAGAUUGCACACGUCACGCAGGAGCUCGAUAACUUGGAUGCCAAGAUCGGGCUCAUGACCCAGGAGAUCCAGAUGCUCAGCACCCACCAGGAACUCACCAAGGCACUCCUCGAAUCGGUAAAGUUAAACGCGUUGUGCCAGGAGCGCGAGCAGUUGGCAGAGCUGGCACGCGAUAUUGCUGACAACAUCGGUCAGGCGUCGCAGCAAAAAUUGCAAGUGUGCGAAAUGUGCGGCGCGUAUUUAUCGCGAUUGGACAGCGACCGGCGGUUGGCGGAUCACUUCAUCGGGAAGAUUCAUUUGGGGUAUGUCCAUAUGCGGCGCGCGUUGGACGAGAUGCGCUCAAAGGUUGGAAGAAGAUACUGAAGAAGUUUGGAGAAAUGAAAGGUGUCGGAAGGGUCUGGGUGCUAUUGAAUGCUGUGCAGACCGGUAUUGUACCGGCCAAAUUGAACAUAUAGAGGAUGGUACUAGAUGGGGCUAUCUUUGAAAAUGGUUGUGAAUACCCCCCAGUGACGGGUACUGAUAGAAAUAUUGCUUAAGGAAAACACAAGCCACGGACAAAUAAAACUGGACUUAGACAUGUUGUGGAA